Messenger RNA from Oryzias latipes (Japanese medaka), 3922 nucleotides. RefSeq names its product BCAR1 scaffold protein, Cas family member (gene bcar1). The record is from RefSeq and is a predicted model, not a curated record. NCBI's taxonomy places the organism in Eukaryota, Metazoa, Chordata, Actinopteri, Beloniformes, Adrianichthyidae. Gene Ontology annotation, cellular component: cytoplasm; focal adhesion; plasma membrane. Gene Ontology annotation, biological process: cell migration; cell surface receptor protein tyrosine kinase signaling pathway. Gene Ontology annotation, molecular function: protein binding.
CAGGCAGGAGGGUUAGAGCGGUCGGGGAGAAAGACGGGGCGAGCGGGGGAGAAGUGGGCCAAGCUGCCGUCUCAUUCUUGUUGAAGAUCAGGAAGUGGCAGAAUGUGUCAGGAUCUGCUUGACUGCUGAAAGCAAGACCCAACACGACAGGGGCAGGGGCAAGAGGAGGAAAGGAAGGGGGAGUGAAGGGCACACGGAGGAGGAGGAGGGUGAAGGAGGAGACUUUGAGGAGUUCUGGGGUCUGUGGGGGUCUGGUGUCCUUCCAGGAUCUUGUUGGCAAAGUGUCUCAGAGGGACCGAGCAAAGGUCCCGACCCAGAUAGACCCCAUCCAGCCCUCUGCUGCCAGACAACAUGAACUAUCUGAACGUUUUGGCCAAGGCCUUGUACGACAAUGUGGCCGAGUCUCCGGACGAGCUGUCCUUCCGCAAAGGCGACAUCAUGACAGUGCUGGAGCGAGACACUCAGGGGCUGGAUGGUUGGUGGCUCUGCUCUCUCCAUGGACGCCAAGGCAUCGUCCCUGGAAAUCGCCUCAAGAUCCUUGUUGGCAUGUAUGACAAUAAGCAGCAGCAGGCCUCUCCUUCCACUCCAGAUCCCACCUCUCAGGUACUGCGACCUUUUCCCACUAAGAGCGCCUAUCCCAAACCAUCUCUUAAACCACCUGCGGCAUCUGUGGGGUUUGCAACCAAGUCCAUUCCAACGGUCCAGUACACAUCCAUGCACCCAGCCUACUCCACUCCCAGUCCUGCACAGUCCAGCCCUGACUCUGUUUACAUGAUGCCUCCCUCUCAUGGUCCAAAGCCAAGCUCCCAAGGUGUGUAUCAGGUUCCUUCUGGUCCAAGCGGACCCUCUCCCCAGGCCCAACCAGGACCCCCCAGUAAGACAACGCCUGUAGGCCACAGGCAGUUUCAGGCGCCUGGACAGGAUAUCUACCAGGUUCCCCCAUCUGUUGGCCCAGGGCCAGGCCAAGGAACUGCUCCACCUGCAGGUGGACAGGAUGUGUACCAAGUACCCCCCUCCUUGGAGAAAAGAAACUGGGACGGCAGCAACAAACCCAUUGGCAAGGUGGUGGUCCCCACCCGGGUCGGACAGGUGUACGUGUACGACGCGGUGAAGCCGGAGCAAGACGAGUACGACACUCUACCCCGUCACCCGCCUCCAUCCCAGCAGGAUAUUUACGACGUGCCCCCCACCCGGCAGCAGUACAACACCCAGGUGUAUGAUACGCCCCCCAUGGUGGUGAAGGGACCCUCCAGCUGUCAGGAAAUAUAUGACACCCCCCCAGAACCAGACAAGAACCCACAACAGACGGUUUAUGACUUCCCCCCCUCAGUCAGUAAAGAUGGUCCGGACGGUCACCUCAUCAGAGAGGAGACCUACGACGUCCCCCCCCACUUUGCCAAACUAAAACCCAAGGCCCCCCUUGCUUCUGUCCAAUACCCGCACAGCGUGAGCGAUGACGAUGAGCCCCCCAUCCCAGAGGAUGUGUAUGACGUCCCACCUCCUAUUCUGACUGACAAGCAUCUUCAAAGAGACCGGGCUGCGGGGGGCCAGCCCCUCCAGGACAUCUAUGACAUCCCAAGCACCCUGCGCUCAGGAGGUCACCCCCUCCAGGACGUCUACGACUUCCCACGAGAACGAGAGGACCGAGGAGGGGACAGGGGGGAGCAGUACAUCUAUGAUGUCCCACCACAGGUCGUCCGUGACGCCCAGACCAGCGGCGAUGAGCAGAGCGUGUCUUUCAAGCGUCUGUCUGCCUCCAGCACCGGCAGCACGCGCAGCAACCACUCGUCCUCCUCCCUGGACAUCGUCCCUGUCCGGGACUCCUCGGCUCCAGGGAAGCCUCUCAUCCUGGACCUGGACCAGGCCAUGGAGCGGCUGUCCCGUCUGCAGCAAGCUGUGGAGUCCAGCGUUUCUCUCAUGAUGUCCUUCAUCACAGGAAACUGGAGAAGUCCGGCUCACCUGGAGGGGAACCUUCCCGCCAUCCAUCAGGCGGCUGACCGUGUGCGCACCGCUGUGCGAGACUUCUUGGAGUUUGCCCGGGGCGCGGUGGCGAAUGCUGCCCAGGCCACGGAUCGCUCCCUGCAGACCAAACUGAGCCGUCAGGUGGGGAAGAUGGAGGAGGUCUUCCAGAGUUUGGUCAGGCACAGUCAGAGCCUAGAGGCCAUCUUCUGGUCACAUACAGAGCUCUCAACACCACCUCCAGGUGGGGACGACCUUGAUCGGCUCAUCAUGACGGCAAGAGGCAUUCCUGACGACGCCAAGCAGCUCGCCUCUUUUCUGCACGGAAACGCCUCCCUGCUGUUUAAAAGGACAAACCGGCAGCAGCAACAGCUGCCCCUUCCUCCAAUCCCAGGGGAAAUGACCGGAUCAGGAAGUGGAAGCUACCAGGGGGGGGAGAAAGUCCACAUUCAGUCACGGCCCCUCCCCUCCCCGCCAAAGUUUACAGCUGCAGAGGAAGAGGCGGGCGUGGAGCGGCCGUACGGGAGCACAGAGGAAGGCUGGAUGGAGGACUACGACUAUGUGCAUCUGCAGGGAAAGGAGGAGUUUGAGAAGAACCAAAGACAGCUGCUGGAAAAAGACAACAUCAUCAGAAACAACAAAUCCCAUCUGGAGCAGCAGCAGAUUAAAAAGUUUGAACAACUUGAGCAGGAAGUCUGUCAGCCAAUAAACAACGACAUGACAGGCUGGGCCCCGCCCACUCAUCAUUCUCUGGCCAACCAUCUUGGCAAGAGUGGUGCCGGAGACCCCCCCUCCUCCAAGCUUUGCCACGGCGACCGACAGCUCCUCCUCUUCUACCAGGAGCAGUGUGAGCAGAACAUCACCACGGUAACCAACGCCAUAGAUGCCUUCUUCACCGCCAUCAACUCCAACCAGCCGCCCAAGAUCUUUGUCGCUCACAGCAAGUUCGUCAUCCUCAGCGCCCACAAGCUGGUCUUCAUCGGGGACACGCUGUCGCGGCAGGCUCGCUGCCCCGAGGUGAGGGCCCGGGUGGGCCAGAGCAGCAACACCCUCUGUGAGAAACUCAAAGACAUUGUGAUCAGCACCAAGACAGCGGCGCUCCAGUACCCGGCGCCCGGAGCGGCCAAGGACAUGACAGAGAAGGUGCGGGAGCUGGCGGGGUGCACACAGCACUUCAGGAUGGUGCUGGGUCAGCUCCUGCUCAUGUAAAGACCCGGGUGGGGGCGCUGCAGCCCCACAACCCGGUCAGCUUCCUUCUUGAGGUCAGUGGCAUGGAGUGUUGAUGAUGAGCAGCAGGAGACCUUGCACUCUCCUCUUCUGGGGGGGCAGUAAAGCUGUGGGGCCCCCACCCUUCAUGUGACCUUUAACCCUGCAGGUCUGGGACCCUUUGUGGGAAAAAGGCUGCCCUUGUCAUUCAUCCAUCACUGGGGUAAUCCCCCCUCCCCUGACUGUUUGUCACUCUGGCCCCCCUAACGGAACAGUUAAUCUUCAGUGGGCGGGGCUAAAGGUUGUAUAGUAAUCAUUGUAAAUGUUGCCUGAGACAAACAGCUGACGGUAAAUAUAACUAGAUGUUUUUGUUCCUGGUUUUUAAGGUGAGAAGAGGACUUGACUCCAGGUUUUAGACUGUAUCAACUCCUGUUAUUGUUAUACUGUAAUUAAGACUCUGACUUCUGAUCCUUGUGUCAAUAUUAUUAGGAAUGUCUCAAAUUCCAGAUUGUACGUAAGAACAUGAUGUAUCCACACUUUCCAAAAAACCCACUGGAGCACACAAUCCUCUAACCUCUCCUCGAUGACCCCACGCUGCCAUGACGACGGAUUCCACCCGUGGCUCAGCCCCUGCAGCAGCAGGCGGGAACAAGGAAAAACAAACGAGCUAUGACGUUUUACAAGAGGCAUGUACCGGAGAAAAGCGGAAACGUUUUGGAGAGUGAAUGCAUUAAAGUGGCGUUCCUGAUGUCUCUGA